This is a messenger RNA of Pteropus alecto (black flying fox), 2395 nucleotides long. It is a transcript of the gene DDO, whose product is annotated as D-aspartate oxidase. The record is from RefSeq and is a predicted model, not a curated record. Gene Ontology annotation, molecular function: FAD binding; D-amino-acid oxidase activity. Lineage: Eukaryota; Metazoa; Chordata; Mammalia; Chiroptera; Pteropodidae. The transcript has 5 exons. Bases 94 to 1119 code for a protein of 341 amino acids.
AGGGCACUAGACCAACCAACCGCGCACUGGGAAGACAAGCGUUGGUGCCAGAGCCUUCUGUGGGCUCCAGGCUGCUUUUUCAGAGACAGGCCCAUGGACACAGUCCGGGUUGCCGUUGUGGGGGCAGGUGUGACAGGGCUCUCCACUGCUCUGUGCAUUUCCAAAUCGAUCCCGCGAUGCUCCAUCACAGUCAUUUCCGACAAGUUUACUCCGGAUACCACGAGUGAUGUGGCAGCUGGAAUUCUUAUUCCUCAUGCUUAUGAAGACACACCCAUCCAAGAGCAGAAGCAGUGGUUCAGGGAGACGUUUAACCGUCUAUUUGCAAUUGCCAGUUCUGCAGAAGCCAGAGAGGCUGGUGUUCAUCUGGUGUCUGGUUGGCAGAUAUUUCGGAGUGUUCCUACUGUGGAAGUGCCAUUCUGGGCCGACGUGGUUCUGGGAUUUCGAAAGAUGACCAAGGCUGAGCUGAAGAAAUUCCCUCAACAUGUGUUUGGUCAGGCUUUUACAACACUGAAAUGUGAAAGUUCUGUUUAUCUCGCAUGGUUGGAGAAAAGGGUAAAAGAAAGUGGAGGCCUGAUACUCACCCGGCGAAUAGAAGACCUGUGGGAACUGCACCCAUUCUUCGACAUCGUGGUCAACUGUUCAGGCCUUGGGAGCAGACAGCUUGCAGGAGACUUGGAGAUUUUCCCUGUCAGGGGCCAACUGCUCAAAGUUCAGGCUCCCUGGGUGAAGCAUUUUAUCCGAGAUGGGAGUGGACUGACCUAUAUUUACCCUGGUAUAUCCAGUGUAACCCUGGGUGGAACUAGGCAAAAGGGAGACUGGAAUCUGUCUCCAGAUGCAGAAAUUAGCAGAGAUAUUCUUUCCCGAUGCUGUGCUCUAGAGCCCUCUCUCCGGGGAGCCUGUGACAUAAGAGAGAGGGUGGGCUUGAGGCCCUUCAGGGCGGGUGUUCGGCUGCAGAAAGAGCUCCUAGUCCAGGAUGGCCGUAGACUGCCUGUGGUCCACCAUUAUGGCCACGGGAGCGGGGGCUUCUCUGUGCACUGGGGCACUGCUCUGGAGGCCUCCAGACUGUUAAGCGAGUGUGUCCAAGCCCUGAGGACCCCUACUUCCAAGUCAAAGCUAUAAGUGACAUGAAAUGACAGCAAGGGGCCCUGAAGACUACUGAUCAAAUACAAUUUAUUUUCAAAAUCAGAAAUGAUACAAUAGGUAUCAUUAUAUUUAGGACUAGUACUAAUCUAAUCUAGUGCUGUUCUGGUAUUAGACUUAAGUCUAGUGCUAAUGACAUGGGGCAUAAAGCUCUAUUUUUGUUAAAAACAAAGAUUUCUUUUAGAUCCGGUGUUCAAGGAUCUAUGCUAAUUUACAUGGAUGAUGGAAGCUGUAGGGACUUUGACAUUUUUGGUUCAUAAAUCCAUAGGAGGAGAUAACGUAUGGAUAUCACUGAACUCACUGUCAGUUGCAGAGCUGCCCACAAUGCUCAAAAAUUGUAGCCAAGCGAGCCUUAUAAUCCCUCUAAAUAAAUUGCAUGGUGAUCACACAGCGCAGGUUUAUUACAUUUAAUAUAGAAGACAAAGCAUGACUCCUGCUGGAAGAAUUCCUGGUAGAAGACAGGGAUGAAGUUGCCUAUGGAUGUGGCAUCAACUCAAUAGCUGUCUGGGGUCCAUCGCCUAAGGGUUGUACUUUUCAUUACCACAGAUGAUUGAGAGCGGGUGGUUAUAUAGCUGACUUUGCCUAAGCAUUUUGGAAGAUUGGAUAGCAUGUGCAGCCAAAGAGCUAAUUUGCUAAUUAAGAUGGAACAAUCCUUUUGAAUGAAGUAUAACCAGAGUUUCCUGCAAGUUGUUAAAAAGCACUGGGGAGGAGGGGAUUGUGUCUCAUGAUAAAAUGAGCCUGGGAAUUGCUGAAUUAACUAAAUUUAACCUGGCUUCUUGGGCCUACUCAGAGCCUUCAACCCAUUCACGGGUAUUGUGAAUCCUCAGGUGGGCUUUGUCUUGAGUGAGAGAAUGGUAAAGGAGGUGGUAUUCGUUGAGAUAAGGAAGCGUGAGAGAACUAGGUGCAAUUUUAAUUUGCGGCGGGGAGGGGAAGAUGGCGUAUGUUGAGUGAUAAGUUCUUUUGGAUAUCCUGAGGGCGAUGUGAGGUUGGCAAUGAGAAUGUGGGAAAGAGAAAGCCCCCAGCACGACUUUGUUUUUAUCGUUUCGUUCAGUGAGCUUUUGCAUAUGAUUUUGUUUGAAGAGAAAAUUCUGCUGGGAGAGAAAAAGAAGGGGAGAGAGAAAGGCAGGGAGGAGGCACUCAAACGAGGGGUCUUCCCUAUAGAUUUCCAGCAGGGGGUGGUAUUGUAUCAAAUUCAGAUAAAUUGGUAAAUUUGAAAAAUUAGAACUGACUAGAAAUAAAAAAUGGAUACCAGGUG